AUGCUGGAAAACUUAUGUGUUCAACAACGGGAGCAUCAUGAAGAGGAAACUUAUUGGCGUGCUUAUUUUGAGGCAUUUCAAGAGGAGUGUUACCUUUUGGUUCAGGAUCACUUGACUUCUAUUGAGGAAUCUCAAGAAGAGCGUUACUGUUUGGUUCAAGAACACUUGUCUGCUCAGGAUAACUCCUUCAAUGUUUUUGAAACCUAUGUUACUGAUGAGUUUUCCAACCUUCGUAGAGCCAUAGGUGUCAACCAUGGUGCUACCACUACCAGCAUUAACAGGGCACUACAUUAUCAAGAUGAAAAUCAUUAUCAUUACUCGCAGUUUUACCAAGAGAUGUGUGAUUUUCUUAACGGUCAAAAUGAAAAUAACAGUCAAGGAUGGCAUAGAGGUGUGAGACCACAACCCAAGGGAAGAAACCAUCAGGGUCAACAUAAGGGAUGUCGUGGACAUCUUGCUUGCGAACAAUGGAAUUCAAAUCAUUUUGCAUGCAUUUUCAUUUUUCUUUAG
Messenger RNA from Vicia faba (fava bean), 510 nucleotides. Lineage: Eukaryota; Viridiplantae; Streptophyta; Magnoliopsida; Fabales; Fabaceae. The record is from the annotation of a GenBank genome assembly.